Molecule: messenger RNA, 1344 nt
Organism: Penicillium griseofulvum
Lineage: Eukaryota; Fungi; Ascomycota; Eurotiomycetes; Eurotiales; Aspergillaceae
Product: tRNA-splicing endonuclease subunit SEN54 family protein
Exons: 3
Coding region: 1-1344 (447 amino acids)
Biological process (GO): tRNA-type intron splice site recognition and cleavage
Cellular component (GO): tRNA-intron endonuclease complex
Source: RefSeq, a predicted model, not a curated record
AUGGCUGACGUAGACGAGGAGGCAAUUCAGGCCCCUGCAAAUGCCUCUACAGAGGAUGUUGACCUGUCCGACGAGACGCAGGACUUCCGCUUCUUGAACCACUUAAAUUUCUUCGCCGAUUCAUCCCCCGGCAUCCCGCGCCGCGGCGAAAAGGACUUUGAGCCCAAUCCGACAGAACUUCAAGCCGAUGUACUCUCCGCUUCGCGAGGUGCCAUGCACAAUGCGCUCUCAUACCCCCGUCUUCACAGCGCCAAAACUCGUAUCAUAGCUUUCUACGCACCCGAAGGUUACGUCCCUCCAGUUAAAACCGAUAGUGCGACACCGAAAGCUAGCGGAGAAGACGAAAAGAGCUCGGAGUCUACCCCCAAACCCGCAAGGCCUUUGCCUAAUUCCGCCAAGAUAUCCCCCGACGCAUGUGUCUAUGUGCCCAACCCCAAGGGCCAGUUCUUCAAGUCAAUGGGCCAGGCAGACUCGUCAAGCCGUGUCUGGCUGUUGCCCGAGGAAGCCUUAUAUCUUAUUGAGCGAGGAAGUCUGGAUAUCAGAUGGCCUAGCCCAUCUGGGUCAGAAGAAGACCUCUCCGUCCCUAUGAGCUUGCAGGCUGCAUAUACAUGCUUCAUGGGCCGCGGUGGUCUAACGCUUGAGCGGUACUCCGUUUAUACCGGUCUCAGGCGUCUGGGAUAUGCACUAAUUCGAGCUCCUGGAUGGUGCGAUGACAUUGAGAAGGAGGAUACGGAUGUCUCAGAGGCUAGUGAAAUAACACCAACCAAGCAUCAUGGCCCCGGCCUGGCUGGUAUGCUUGGAUCACUUUUCAAUUGGAUCCAUGACCCUCGCUCGACGGCCUCUACAGCAACUGGCCCUAUCAUCGGCACUGGCAUCCACCGUCAUUACAUGGAUGUAUACCGCAAACUCGCCAUCAUCCCCUGGUACGACCCAGCCACCGCGCCCGAAAGACACCCCGCGGAUACCACACCACCAUUCCGCGUCGUGUUCCACGUCUAUAAGCCCUCAACCCCCUUCAAAAAGUCCGCACCUCCACCUCCAGACUUCCGCGUUGCGGUCGUCAGCACACGGGACCAAACCACUAUGCCCACUAUGACACAACUCGGUGCUUUGCUCGAAAGCACCCCACUUGACCCCCCGACUGGGGUGAAAAUGCAAAAUAUGAUGUACAUGAGACUUCGGCAUGGAUACCGCAAUGUCGUCCUGGCUGUCGUUGAUCAGGGUGUGGUCAGCUACUUGCGGAUUGCUGAUUCCGCGUUCGGGAAAGAGAAGCUAUAUGAGAACAAGGGUGGACCCCAGGGUCCUAAGCGGAAUCGUGCAAAUCAAAAGUCGAAAAAGCGUUGA